AUGGCGCAAUCAGCAGACGCUUACUUCAUAGGUAGAAUCGAAGGUGCAUCAGGAUUCAAGCAAGCAGCCUUCUGCAGGUUCUGGUUUGUAAAUGGAACUCAAUGGCGUCUUGUUAGCGGCCUUGCUUUAGGACAAACUCAAACAGAUAAAUCUGGCGACGAUAGCGACGUUGUUGUUUGGAGUCAUCCAAUCGAUGCAUACUACGAGUUUACUGGAAUUCAGGGAUGGCCAAAGCUUUCCUUCCAAGUUUGGCAACAUGAUGAACUUGGUAGAUCAUAUCUUGGUGGAUAUGCAUUUUGCCCACUCCCCAUGGAACCAGGAAAUCAUAAAAUUGACGUUGAUGUUUGGAGACCAAUAGGAACUAAUGUUGAAGAAUUAACUGCAAAAUAUAUUGGCGGUUCUCCACUUUUGAAGAAUCAAGAACUUGCUCACUUACCAACAGAUCGCUAUAAACUUAAAUCAGAAACAGUUGGAAAAAUUCAUUUAGAUAUUAAUCUAAUAUUAGGUAGAACUUCGGCAUUCCAAAUUGCAUUUUAA
Molecule: messenger RNA, 537 nt
Organism: Trichomonas vaginalis G3
Lineage: Eukaryota; Parabasalia; Trichomonadida; Trichomonadidae
Product: cilium assembly
Exons: 1
Coding region: 1-537 (178 amino acids)
Biological process (GO): cilium assembly
Cellular component (GO): MKS complex
Source: RefSeq, a predicted model, not a curated record